AUGGUGUCAUCAACUGUGUCCCCAACAGCUCCCCGCGACUCGCUCAACGAGGGUUUUAUCGGUGCGCAGAAACUCUCACUUGCCUCUGGAUGUAGACCACACCUGACUGACACUAAAUUCAAACAAUCCAUGAAAGUAUCGGAGUUAAAAUCCCUCACAGGCGUUGCGCCUGGAAUUGGUUCUACGGCCAGUGCCCCAUCCCCUCCCAAUUUUCAGAACACCAGCUCCGCACUUCUCCCCCGGGGAACUGCGAGCCCCUAUACUGCCUCCCAGGCCUCUGGAAGCCUGUUUAGUCACCGAAACUUAAAUGUCUACGUCGUUGGCGAUGUUGGCCAUCCCAAGGCUAGUGUUAUUAGGGUAGUUCACAUCUCGGAUACUCGUGGAAUCUCUGACUCUUAUUCCGACCAACUCCCAAACGGUCAUAUCCUGGUCCAUUCUGGCGAUUUCCUUGGGGGUCCGCCCGCACGUAGAUGUAGAUCCAGUAAUACUGCGCUUAGCAAAUACCCUAAAUUCAAGCGACUGCAACGCCCACCUGACACUCCAGAGGUAUCUUCAACACCCGCCUCCGAAGACUGGAAAACUAAGCUGAGUAGUAUCAAUGAGUUCUUCAGGCGACAACCGCAUCCUUUUAAAAUAUUUGUCUCUGGUUGUUGGGACUACUUUGGGCAGGACGCUGGGAAACGGCCGUCACCAAGAGAGAUUCAACAACACCUUCCCUCUGCCAUCUACCUCGAAGACGUCUGGUGCAAAGUGCUGGGUUUGAAGAUCUACGGCAUACCCUGGACCUCAGCCGAUGACCUGCGGCCACAGGACGGUCGCUCAACCUUUACACUCACCUCUUCCAAGCUUUCAUUCCGGCGUUUUUUCAGCAAAAUGACUGGUCGACACGCGGGCGAACUGCGCCGUCACCGAUGUCUGAGCUCCUGUGUCGGUGAGAAAACUCGAGCAGCAGACUGUAUGCACGCCUGUGACAGUUCGAAUUAUGUUAAAAAUUCGCCAAGCGUCUCUGACUGCGACGGAUUUGUUUUACCUACCAUCGACGCGGUCAGCGAACGGUACAUGAAGGUGCCAUCAGACAUCGACAUUCUCAUCUCACACAUGCCUGCCUGGCGUCCGGAAUUGUACUCCCAAGUCGUGGAACGAAUAAGGUAA
Messenger RNA from Dibothriocephalus latus, 1152 nucleotides. Lineage: Eukaryota; Metazoa; Platyhelminthes; Cestoda; Diphyllobothriidea; Diphyllobothriidae. The record is from the annotation of a GenBank genome assembly.